AUGAGGUACCCUGACGAAAACGAACCAAGCGAUCUUGCGAGUACAAUAAAGCUGCUGAUGGAGCUGGCAGAUUGUGAGAGAGACAUCUUUCUGCCUAUAUUUGAGCAUGGUGAUACUCACAUCUAUGAAACGAAACAAGAGGAAGACGUCGAUUCAGACACGGAGGAGAAUUUGAGUACAGCUGACGAAGAAGAAGACGAAGACGAAGAAGAACUACAUGUUCCUCCAGAAUCAGAUAAAGUGAGGUCCCCAGCAGACAUAGCAGAAGGAAGCUUUUUCUGGCUUCCCGGGUACGAUUUGACAUUUUCAUUCCCUUACAUCACCGGCCUCCCUCACGUUCCCACCAUGUACAUUCGCCUCAUCCGCUUCAUGAGGUACCACUAUUUGAAAGUCGAAUGGUUGGUGGGUCGUAGAACAGCACGAUUAGUGUCAUGUCUCUGGAACGCCCACAGACGCCGAAACGAGUACCUCGACCUGCGUUCUCCCGGAGAUACUUCCGAGCCCAUCAUCGAGGUCGGAAUGCUUGAGGAGUUCAUCCUUUCGGUGAUGAAGACGACCUUGCUCCUCAACGGCAUAGACCCUGCAGCACAUCGUGCCGAAAUGGAAAAUGACGAUGAUGAGGGCUACGACGCAUCAGGCGAGCUGGAUGACGAUCUCACGCCUGUGACGCUGCCGGAAGCCACCGACUGGGAAUGGCGUUUGGACAACCUGCCUUUGAUAGACGAUCUUUGCCAGACUCCAUACGGAUUUCGCAGCCAAUCGCCGAUUGGACCGGAGCGUCUUUGUCGAAACCAGUCAGACCAGGAGACGAUGCAAGAGAUCAUUGACGAGGUGGAGCGUGGAGCCAGCUUGCAGCGAAAAUUCAACCAGAACCGUGAAUCGCUAUUGGCCGCUUUGGACCCUAGACGGUUAUAA
This is a messenger RNA of Candidozyma pseudohaemuli, 915 nucleotides long. RefSeq lists its product as uncharacterized. The record is from RefSeq and is a predicted model, not a curated record. NCBI's taxonomy places the organism in Eukaryota, Fungi, Ascomycota, Pichiomycetes, Serinales, Metschnikowiaceae. Bases 1 to 915 code for a protein of 304 amino acids. The transcript has a single exon.